Messenger RNA from Protopterus annectens (West African lungfish), 6256 nucleotides. RefSeq names its product THADA armadillo repeat containing (gene THADA). Gene Ontology annotation, biological process: tRNA methylation. The coding region runs from base 213 to 6035 and encodes 1940 amino acids. The transcript has 38 exons. Gene Ontology annotation, cellular component: cytosol. Lineage: Eukaryota; Metazoa; Chordata; Ceratodontiformes; Protopteridae. The record is from RefSeq and is a predicted model, not a curated record.
AAGUAGCUUGGUUUGCAGACACGCCCCUGUAUUGGAAAACGUGAUGACGUGAGUAGGAACACGCCAAAGCGUGUGUAAACGAGUUCAGUGAUGGGGAGGCAAAAUCUAUGUGCAGUUUUAUUUGUUGCAAAGAUUAUAUACUGAAAUUGAAGCUGACAGUUUGAUUGGGACCUUUUUUAAAGUUACGAAGCACGCUAUCAAGAAGUGGAACUAUGGGCUUAAAGAAAAAGAAAGAAAUUCACGUGGAUGCAAUUGUUCUUGAUGUCCAAGUUGUUGAAAAAAUUAAGAGUCUUGCAGCUGUUGAUGAGCAUAAUCUGGCAUCUCUUAUUUUGAAAUGUGUACAGCUUACAGAUGGAGUACAGCAGAUACAACAAGUUAAGCAGAUAGCAUCUUUGUUGCAAAGACUGAAUUCUGAUUUAACGCAAGACCCUGUCAUUCAUGGCUGUUUGGAUAUUUUAGCACUAAUGUACAUAUCCUUAAAUUCCAAGAACCCCUUGAAAAGGGCAUUAGCAAGAUCAUUGAGCAAUAUUCCUACAAAUUUACAAAAUUACAUUGUUAAGGGAUUGAUUACCUGUAUGCAGGAAGAACUCUUGAUCGAGGAUAUGUGUCUUUAUGGAAAGGUGAUCGAUGGGAUUUUGGCUUGCUUGGAUGAUUUUCCUUUAGGUGAAAUGACAGUUGGACAUAUGUUAGUAGAAGUGCUUCAGUUCCUACAAAAAGCGUUGUGUGAAUAUCAAGUGGAGAACAGGAGCUUCAGUGGAAAUCACAUUGCACGGACACAGUUGAUGCACAAUGUACUGAUGGCUGUAAAAGCUGCCAUGGUGUUGAUUCAGAGACUGCAGCCAAUUGUUAAGGAGCGCAUUCACAGAGAUAAUGACACACCACUCGGGGAAGUCGUGUGCGAAUUACUGAACUGCUUCACUAAUCUAUUAACUAAUGAUGACAUCUUGCAGACUGUUCAGGGUACGUCUGCAAUGGCCAUCAUUGUGUUUGUUAAAAUUAUGCUACAAUCUGAAGAAGAGUGCCCUGAUUUGGUGAAUAAUUUGCUCUUUGGUGCAGUGAAGAAAGAUCAUGCACCCGAAUGGCUUGUAAGAAGCUGUGGCAAUCUUCUCAUCCCCGAGCUGCCAGAUUUGACCCUACUUUUCCUGUGCCAAGGAGCAUUGAGCAUGCUGGAUUGGAGAAUAGAAAGCAUGGGACAAAGAGGAGAGCAGUUACUACUGAACAUAGUCACCUUUCUUAUGCCGAUUAGUUCACGAUUAAAGGAGUCUAGUGCAGUGAUGUCAACAUCAAAGAUACUGAACCUUUGGACUUCUUCAGCCUUAGAUGCUCUUGAUUCAGAGUUUUGCUCACAGACUCUUAAAAAACACCUAAAUGGACAUUCAGAAGUUGCCGGGAUGCUGCUGGAGUAUGUAUAUGCACACUGGGAACACCCCCUGGAUGCAGUAAGACACCAAACUAAAUCAUUGUUCAGAAACCUGCUGAAGAUUCAUUGGGCAUCUGUUAAGGGAUGUAACACUGCAGCAACAUCUGACCAUUUCUUUCUAAAGCUGACUGCAGAUUUGUUGGCCUUGGAUUGGCAUGUCAAGGGGAAGUAUGCCUCCCUUGCUUGCCUUGUGGAAUACCUAGGUACUGAACAUUUACUGCAUGUGGAUCGAACUCUCCCUUUGCAGAUCUUAGAGGUAAUGAGUGAGCAGUCUUUUGCCCCUUAUGCAAGUGAUCUCUUUCAAACAUUGUUUAUGAAUCAUCACAAAUCACUUUCUUACUCAAAUUCAAAUGGAAUCUGGUUGGAUAAGUGGCAUGAGACAUGGGUAUCUCCACUUCUUACAUUGCUUUGCGAAGGGGAGCCUUUUCAGACUGUAUACAUAAUUGAAUACUCUCUUCCAAAGUUAAUGAAAUUCAGCCCUGAAAGUUUAAGUCACAUGAUUUGCUUUCUUCAGGCUUUGUACAACUCUCAUUCUGGUUGCCAUGUAAACAGAGGUGCCCUUGGAGCUCUGAUGACAUGUCUGAGAACUGCAAGAGCUUAUGGACUCAUGGUGAUCACUGAAGACCCAACAUGGGAUAGUUUAAUUGCCACUGGCCUAAUUAGACAAGCAUUAGUUCAUAGGCAUGAUGAGGUCCGGAUUGAUGCUUUAGGUUUGAUUUGUGAGAGCCACCGUAGUACAGAAGUGUUGUCAUUGGCAGAAAUGCACCUGCUCAAAUUCUUCCUUUCUUACAACCUGAACACACAGUCACCAUCUGUGAGACAGCAGAUAAUUUGUCUUAUGAAAAAACUUUUUUUCAGGAUACAGCAGGGAGCUCAGGUGUUACUCAGGGAAAUGCUGAGAAAGAAUGGCAUAAACAGUGAAUCCCAAGCUGAAGACCUUGCUUUAAGCUUGCAACAGUACAAGGAUUUUUUGUUCUCUGUCUGUGAUAUUUUGUUUGAAGCUUUGUUUCCAGGUGCAUCAUUCCCUACCAUGUUCUCAGUACUGAACAUUUUAAGACUGAUGGCUGAUAUAUAUCCUUCAUCAGGUGGGCAAAGCCAAAUAGGAUUUCACCUGGCCCUUGCUGUAAAUCCUGCACGAGCACAAACAUUGCUUACUUGUUUUGUUUCCAGUUUUCAAGAAGUAAAACAAUUGGCAUUUGAACUUUUGCUGAAGUUUCCUUUUCCUGUCUUGGGUUUACAGGAUGCGCAAACGUUCCAGCAGUUUCUUCAGGUUGCCUUGGAUUUAAGCACGAGCACAUAUCCCCACGAUUGUGUCACUGCAUCCUACUUGCUUAAUCUUUUCAUACACCAAGAAGGAAUUUUGCCAGCUUUACAAGUCUGCUCAGGGACUAAACAAAUUAGCGGUGACCAUGAAGAUGACACGUGUUGUGAUGACUUUCUGGAGCAACAUGCUUUAGCAGUUAUCACAUACCUGUUGGAAUGCCUCAACAGUGAAAUACAGAAAGCUGAGAAAUGUCUACUGCAGGCAUCAGCCUCAAACCCAAUGUAUGGGAGAGUACACUGUAUCAAUGGAGUUCUGCAACAUCUCUGUUUAAACAAACUGUCCAUGGUGAAUAAAUGGAGACAAGUUGUGACCAAGCUGAUACUGAUGUCAUACAGACUUUCUGAUGUUGUGUCUCCUGUAGUUCAAAGCUCCUCCCCAGAAGGGCUGAUUCCAGUGGACACUGAUUCAGGGGAUGCAGCGUAUUUGCAGAAGAUUUUAAAUGAGGUGCAGCCGCGAGAUACAAAUGAUUAUUUUACCCAUACUCGCCUGUUGACAGAGGAUCAGGAUGGUCAGACUGUAGCCCUGCCAUCGGAUGAGCAGUGUGUGGACAUGAAAGAGAAGGAAGGUCAGAUGUAUGCUGUAACAGCACAGAUGGUGCUUGUCUGCUGCUGGCGGAGCAUGAAAGAAAUAUCCAUGCUUUUGGGGCUUCUUUGUCAGCACCUCCCUCUUCAGUUAACACCAGAGUCGAAAGGUGGAUUGAUCACAGCAGAACAGGUCAAGGACAUUGGACAGUACUUCAAAUUUCAGCUGUUGCAGUCCAGACAUAGAGGUGCAUUUGAAUUAGCAUAUGUUGGCUUUAUAAAGCUAAUCGGAAUGCUUACAAGAUUCAGAAGUUUUGCUGGGUUAAGUCUUCAGGAAGUGGUACAGUGCCAUUUGAUAGAACGUGCCCCCCCUUCUACUGGUGCAGCAGGACAUGAUGCUGGUUGUAGUAGACACAUUGUCCAUCCUGCAGUAGCACAGGAGGUUUCUAUGUACAUUCCCAUCAGGAUUACCUCAUUGCUAUAUUCUGCUUUACUGUCUUCUGAGCCCAAGACAUCAAGUACCAGUCUCCUGAAACAGACAAUGACGGAUCUGCUGUCACUGGCAUCUGUAUCAGGUUACCAGGACGGUGAUGCCAGCAUAAUCCCACAGGUCCAUGCCCUAAACAUCUUACGAGCUUUAUUUCGUGAUGCACGUUUAGGUGAAAACAUCAUUCCUUUUGUAGCAGAUGGAAUGCAGGCAGCAAUAAUGGGCUUUACCUCACCAGUAUGGGCAGUGAGGAAUUCCUCCACUCUGCUCUUCAGCACACUGCUUACAAGAAUAUUUGGGGUAAAGAAAGGAAAAGAUGAACAUGCCAAGAAAAACAGAAUGACAGGCAGGGAAUUCUUCACUCGUUUCCCAGUUCUUCAUCCUUUCUUGCUGAAGCAAAUGGAAACAGUGUCUUCUACAGUAGACAGAGAUGGUGGUAAUACAAAACUUCACCCCAGCCUUUUCCUUUUAUUGUUAAUCCUCAGUAAGUUGUAUCCUUCUCCAAUGGAUGGCACCCACUCUGCUCUAAGCUUGGCACCAUUUAUACCUUUUAUUAUAAGAUGUGGAUAUUGCCCUGUUUACCGCUCAAGGGAGAUUGCUGCACGUGCUCUUGUUCCUUUUGUGAUGGUGGAUCAGGUCCUUUCCACAGUAUCAUCUCUGUUAACUAGCCUUCCUUCAAUUCAUGACACAGACGUGUGGCAAAAUCGGAUUCAUGGAACAUUGCUUCAAGUUCUUCACUUGCUGCAGUCUUUCUUUGAGUCCAAACACAGAGCCAAUUCAAGCCUUCUGCAGGAGCUGUACAACAGUGACAUCAUUGCUUGUAUCAGGACCAAAAACUGGCUGGCAAAGAGGAAAAACCCUUGCUUAGUAACCAGAGCUACUUUCAUUGACAUCCAUAUUAUCCUGUGUAAUUACCUUGGGAAAUUCAGGAAUAAAGAUGCUGCAAUUACUGGAUUCUGGGAAGAUACACUUGAAAUAAUUGCAGAGUCAGAAGUAAUGCAAGAUGUAUGCUACACUUCAGUUGCACCUGGCUUAAUGCAGUAUCUCCAGAGCAUCACACAGCUUAUAAUAUCACUGAUAGUAGUAAUUGCUGACCACAAGUCAUCCUGUGAGACUCUUCCAGAUGUCCUGCAUCAGUUAAAUCCCUCACAGAUUUUCUGUCGACUUCUGCAAUAUAAAUUUUAUGAAGUACGUGUGUUGAUCCUGCAGGCAUUGUUGGAGGAAGAAGUAAAAGGCUAUGCACAGAGUCUUGUUUCUGGCAUGCAGGAAACCAUGAUUACACUUGCUAUGGAAGAAAAGCAACCAGAAUGCCUCAGUAAGGUGCUAAAAUUGCUCUGUUAUCUGGAUAUCAAAAUGCUGUUACCACGGAUGAUGAUAUAUUCAUUGAUGAAUGAGAAGGAACUUCUAAACUGGAUUUUGAAAUUGGCUUGUGGCCCUCAUUACAGUACUGAAAUUCAGAAUGCAGCACUGACAUUUUCUGCAAAGAUGGUGACUCACCUGGUGGAAAAUUGCCAAGAGCAGACAGAAGACAUAAAGCCAGAGUUGAGUCAGUGGGUUCAUACAGUUGAACAAAGCUGUGGUUGUGAGCAGCAGACAGAAAUGAGGUUAGCUGCUGCGGAAGUACUCUUUGGUGUUACCCCAUCCCUAUUGGACAAUCCGCAGCUUCCUCUUGGUCUGCCAGAUACAUUAAUCCUGUGGAACUGUGUCUUUACCCUUCUGCAAGAUGAAGAACAGCUAGUCCGGAAUUCGGUUGCUGACAUCCUCAGGGAGAUUCCCUUUCCUUCAGACACCUAUAAAGAAGCAGCAGUAACCCCAUCUCUGGCCCUGGAUUUGUGCAUCGGGGCUCUUUGUCAGCUGUUAAAAAAAACGGGUCAUGCAUGGCCAGGAUUCCGAACCCUCACAGAAUGGCUACUGGGAGAAGGUGACACAGAAAGAAAUGCAGAGGAUGGGCAAUUGGUGGAGGAUGAAAGCCUUUUUGAAAAGGGAGAAGUAAAUCUGUGGGCAGAGAAGAUUGCUUAUAUACGACUCCUCAAAAAGCAUCUUGUCCACUUCAUCUCUGAGGCUUCUUUUCCAUCCUUUCAGAAGGCAGAAUUUGUCCAGUUGACAGAUGUGGCAUCAUUUCGAGCACAGCAUGUUGAUAAGCUUCUUUUAGCAUUACCUCCUGUUCCACAGUUUUGUAAAACUUUAGAAUACAUGAGGCUGUGUAUAGAACGGGAAAGGAUUACUGUUGCGCAAAGUGUAUUAAACUGCCUAAAAGAGCAAAUGUCUGUGGACUGUUGUUGAAAACCACACAGAAAAGACACUCCUGUGCUACUUUUCAACUAUUAAACAAACAUUUUCACCAACAUCCUUUAGGUAAACUUAUACAGUUGUCUGAUAUGGGGCAUUUGUUUUCUUUUUUGUAAUUUAUAAUGUGGUAACCACUUUUCAUUUUUAAAUACUUCAUUGUGGUAUUUUGGAAAGCUGGAAUUUUGAAUAAAAUAAGAUGUAUGUUUUUAUACAAA